AUGAGAAGGAAGAGGGCUGCCAAGAACACUCAACCCACAUACAAUCCAACUUCCAAGCCCCUAUGGAAACCAAAUUGGAGUGGAACUUCCAAAAUAGAGAAAGAGGAACCUAAAUUCAAGAAGGAAGAAUGGAAAGGGAAAGGAAAGCUCAAAGGGAAACCAGAAGAAAAGAAUAAGAAGGUGGAGAACCAAGCUAGAGAAGUGAAGUGCUUUAAGUGCUUGGGGAGAGGACACUAUGCAAAUGAGUGUGCUAACAAAAGAGUAAUGUUUAUUAGAGAUGAUGGAGAAUGGAAAAGUGGAGAAGAAGGUGCUGUAGGAAGUGAGCAUGAUGAUAGUGAUGUUGAGUUUGUGGAUGAAGGAGACCAAGCUCCCAUGGAGGGCCACGCCCUUGUCACCAUGUGCACACUUAGUGCACAAGCUGAAUUGGAGGAUAAUGAUGCUAUAGAAAGGGAGAUAAUCUUUCAUACAAGGUGUUUGGUGAAUGACAAAGUCUGUAGUGUGAUUAUUGAUGGAGGGAGCUGCUGUAAUGUUGCUAGUUCUCUUAUGCAAGUGGUUGUUCCGUUCAGCAUUGGGAAGUAUUAUGAUGAAGUUGUUUGUGAUGUGGUGCCAAUGGUUGCUACGCACCUUUUACUUGGAAGACCUUGGCGGUAUGACAGGAGUGUUUUGCAUAAUGGGAGGAAAAACAAAUACACCUUGGUGAAGGAUGGGUACCGAUAUCACUUGACUCCAUUGAUACCUUCUCAAAUUCAUGAAGACCAAAUGAGAAUCAUGAAAUCCAUGGAAGAAAGAAAAGAGAGUCUAAGAGAAAAAUCAAGAGAGGCCAAGCUUGAUGAGGGAAAAAAUGAGAGUAGUGUGAGAGCAAAAGAAGUAAUAGAAAAGAAAAAGAGUGAGGGCUCAAGGCAAAAGGAGAACCGAGAGAAAAAAAUGAGUUUGUAUGUGAAAGGAAAGGAAGUAAGGGAGGCUUUACAUUGUGAGAGACCUCUUUGUGUACUUUUGUACAAAGAGGCAUAUUUAAGCAUUUCUGACCUUGACCCCAAUUUGCCUAGUGGUGCUAUUUCUUUGUUACAAGAGUAUGAUGAUGUCUUUCUGGAGGAGUUACCACCUAGAUUACCACCCAUUCGAGGGAUUGAGCACCAGAUUGAUCUUAUUCUGGGGGCACCCAUACCGAAUAGACCUGCUUAUAGAAGUAACCCAAAAGAAACAAAGAAGCUCCAAAGCAAAGACAUGGAUGAGCAUUUGCAUCAUUUAAGACUUGUAUUUGAUGUGUUGAGACAUGAGAAAUUAUAUGCAAAUGCAAAGAAAUGUUCUUUCUGCUUGGAAAAAGUUGUCUUUCUUGGUUUUGUUGUGAGUGGCAUGGGUGUUGAAGUUGAUAAAGGGAAGGUCAAAGCCAUUAGGGACUGGCCAACUCCUAAAAAUGCAUCUGAAGUUAGGAGUUUUCAUGGAUUGGCUAGUUUCUAUAGGAGAUUUGUGCCUCAUUUUAGUUCUAUUGCUGCUCCUUUGAAGAACUUAUUAAAAAAGAUGUUGCAUUUGAGUUGA
This is a messenger RNA of Hevea brasiliensis (rubber tree), 1536 nucleotides long. RefSeq lists its product as uncharacterized. Lineage: Eukaryota; Viridiplantae; Streptophyta; Magnoliopsida; Malpighiales; Euphorbiaceae. Gene Ontology annotation, molecular function: zinc ion binding; nucleic acid binding. The transcript has 3 exons. Bases 1 to 1536 code for a protein of 511 amino acids. The record is from RefSeq and is a predicted model, not a curated record.